Molecule: messenger RNA, 4647 nt
Organism: Bactrocera tryoni
Lineage: Eukaryota; Metazoa; Arthropoda; Insecta; Diptera; Tephritidae
Gene: c12.2
Product: von Willebrand factor A domain-containing protein 8
Exons: 10
Coding region: 98-4342 (1414 amino acids)
Cellular component (GO): cytoplasm
Molecular function (GO): ATP hydrolysis activity; ATP binding
Source: RefSeq, a predicted model, not a curated record
UUUUUGCUGCUAAUAAACGUGCGGCGUUUAGUGUGUUUUCGGUUUGGUGUUUCCUUAUCAAAAUUACAACAAUUUUCAAAUUUUCUAAAUAAGUAAAAUGUUCUUAUCAUUAAAUCGAAUACCAAAAGCGACAAGUACAUUGCUAUGGCAAAAUAUAAUGGUAAACGCAAAACCAUUUGCACCCGUUUUUACGAAGUUCUAUACCACAACGUCAGAGGAAGCAAUGGCUGUCAACGAUAAAACCAAAGUUACCAGUGAACGAAUUAAAAUCGGUGAUGUAAUCAAAGACUUGAAGCCUCCAAAAAAUCCAGAGCUGGUGCCACAAAAAUAUGUGCAAUACAACGAGGAUGGCACACUACAGCUAACUCAAUCAGCCUUGCAUCAUUUGCGUUGGAUGCUGCAGAAGGAUAUCUUAAAACAGGAUAUGUUUCUUAUUGGUCAGCCUGGUUCACUGCGACGACAAUUAGCUAUGCAGUAUUUGGAGUUGACACAGCGUGAAUUGGAAUACAUUGCCUUGAGCAGAGACACCACAGAAAGUGAUCUGAAACAACGACGGGAAAUUAAAGAUAAAGCAGCGAUUUACUAUGAUCAGUGUGCUGUGCGUGCUGCCGUGAAUGGUCGUGUCUUGGUGCUUGAUGGUGUGGAGCAUGCCGAGCGCAAUGUGUUGCCCAUAUUAAAUAAUUUGCUGGAAAAUCGUGAAAUGCAUUUAGAAAACGGCAAAUUUUUAAUGGCACCAGAACGCUACGAUAAAUUAUUGGAGACAUACGCAAAGGAGCAAUUGGACAAAUUAGGUGUGCUACGAGUCUCUGAAGAUUUUCGUGUGGUCGCGCUUGGGCUGCCUACGCACAAGUAUAAAGGCACACCAUUGGAUCCACCCUUGCGUUCACGUUUUCAAUCGCGCAAUGUGUCGCAUCUUGCAUUUGAUGAGAUGCUAAUCGAUCUGCAGCAUGUUGCUCCAAAUGUACCUGUGGACCAGUUGAAGAGUUUAAUAAGCUUUGGUAUGGCAAUUCAAGCUGCUGAACAGGCCGAUAAUCUGCCAGAUUUUGCACUUGACAAUCUUCAUCUGGUGGCUAAAAUGAUGCAAUGCAACCCACACAUAAGUGUGCAUGACGCCAUUACACGCAUCUAUCCAUACCAAACAUGCAUGAAGAAAGAUCACAUUGAACGCGUCAAGACGUUAUUAAAAUCCUUAAAAAUCAAUCCAUUAGAAAGCAAACCUGUGAAAAGUAUCUCUGUAGCAAAACCGAACGAGCAGACGCCAGAUGUUUUGGAAUUCAAAAUCGACGAUGUGUCCAUUUCAACACCCGGCAGUCAUCGCGUAGCUGCAUCGCAAAAGCUGAAGCAAUUCGUGGAUCUCGACCACCAACGCAAUGCCUUAGCAGCAAUGAUACAAUCUAUAGCCGUGGGCGAUAUUUGUUUGAUUGGUCAAAAGGGUGUUGGAAAGAUGACACUCACAAAUCAUUUGGUACACUUGCUGAAUCAGUCGGUGGAGACAAUGAUACUCUAUGAGGAUAUGACAUCACGUGAUUUAAUACAACAACGCAUUACCUCGCCGGAGGGUGAUACAGUGUGGCGUGACUCGCCACUAGUACGUGCUGCAAAAUAUGGGUCCAUCGCCGUGCUGAAUGGCGUACAUCGUUUGCAUAAGAGUACCGUUACUGCACUGCAACGUUUAAUACAAGAUCGCGAAUUGCAACUCUGUGACGGCACUAUACUGCUACACCCGGAUCGUUACAACGCACUCCUACAGCAAGGACACACUAAACUGGAAUUGGCCGAAAAGAAUAUAAUGAAAAUACACGAUUCAUUUCGCAUAAUUGCGCUGGGUGAGCCGCCCAUUCCUAGUCAACCGACCCAAAAUUGGCUUACAUCGGAAAUGUUAAGCCUCUUCCUCUUCCUUGAAGUCCGUCCACUUCAGCAGAGUGAAGAAUACGAAAUUAUACGCAAACUUUAUGGAGAUGUUGAUGACGAUAUGCAAAAAAUCAUUAAUCUGUCUCACAGUUUGCGCGAAUCCCAAGACGCCACACUUUCGAACCUCGCUGGUACCUUGUCGACACGUCAACUUUUGAAAAUCGCGCGACGCAUGUCCGCCUUCCCUGGCAGCAGCCAGCAAGCAGGCCCUCUAACCUCCGCCUAUGAUAUACUGCAGAAUACUUUUCUCGCCAAAUUCAUGCCCGCCUUGCCGCGCGCCGCACUUGAAGAUGCCAUAGCACGCGCAGGCAUCGAGAAGAGCAGCACACGCGCCGGUGUGCGUCGCAAAAUCAACAUUGAGAACAAUGUGUUGACCAUAGGCAACACCAGCAUGCCGCUGGUCGCCACCGAUGCCGAGUCGAAGGUGCCAAGCACACUGUUCUAUGAGAUGCCACAACAUUUGGAGCUCUUGGAGCGCUUAUUACAAGACUUCAUAAUUGGCGACCAUCUACUGCUGGUGGGCAACCAGGGUGUGGGCAAAAAUAAGCUUAUUGAUAAGCUGCUGCAGUUGAUGAAUAAGCCACGUGAGUACCUGCAACUGCAUCGCGAUACCACAGUGCAUAGCUUGACGGUGCAGUCGACACUACGCGAUGGCCAGGUCAUCUACGAGGAUAGUCCGCUUGUGAAAGCUGUCAAGAGCGGGCAUAUAUUGGUCAUCGAUGAGGCCGAUAAGGCGCCGGUGAAUGUGACAUGCAUAUUGCGCACGCUUGUUGAGAAUGGUGAAAUGUUCUUGUCGGACGGCCGUAAGAUUGUGCCAGCCGGCGAGGCGGCAGCUGCUAGAGAUGCUGGUCACACGGGGGAAGUCAUUGAAAUGCAUUCGAACUUCCGUGUCAUAGUGCUGGCCAACCGACCGGGCUUUCCCUUCCUCGGCAAUGACUUCUUCGCGUCCUUGGGUGACGUCUUCAGCUGUCACGCCAUUGAUAACCCCUCACCUGAUUCGGAAAUAUAUCUCCUGCAGAAGUAUGGCCCCUCAGUACCCAUGAAAACGCUCGCUAUGUUGGUGAAUGCCUUCGGCGAGCUGCGCACUAUGGCCGAUGAGGGUCUCUUAAACUACCCCUACUCCACCAGAGAGGUGGUAAAUAUCGUUAAGCAUUUGGAAAAAUACCCAAAUGAAUCCAUGUCCGAAUUGGUAGGCAAUGUAUUGGACUUUGACAAAUACCAACCCGAGGCACUGGAACAGGUGACCACGGUUUUGUCCAAACAUGGGCUGCCUAUCGAAGCCUAUGCUCGUAACGAGCUGUUUGCAUUGCGUCGCAAGAAGGAAAUCCAAUUGACGGUGGAGCGCAAGAGUGGUCUGGGUGUCUCCGGACCUAAAUACGGUAAAGUGGAUCCGAAAAAUGAGCCGCAUGUGGGUGGCAAUACUUGGGCCGGCGGUACUGGUGGUCGGGACACAGCUGGUCUCGGCGGCAAAGGUGGUCCGUUUCGUCUAGACGCUGGGCACAAAGUGCAUCAACUCUCCGACGAGGAAAAAGCUGAUAUACCCGAGGAAGUGAAGCGUGCAGCACGCGAAAUGAACCGUAAGGCGUUCGAGGAUAAGUUGAAGGAGAUACGCAUGUCAGCGCAUGAUCACCAAUUAUAUGCACAAUUCAGCGAACCCAACCGAAAGCAAGUACAACAGCUGAAAGCCGUUUUGGAGGCCAUGCAGACGAAGAGUAAGGAACGACAAUGGCAGAAAUACCAAACACACGGCGAACUAGACGACACCCGUUUAAUUGAGGGCAUUACGGGCGAGAAGAACAUCUACAGACGACGCGCCGAGGCCAACCCAUGGGCCGAUCAUGUGCAGGAGAAACCGAAUCGUUUGAAAUUGGUGGUCGAUGUAUCCGGUUCCAUGUAUAGAUUCAAUGGUUACGACGGUCGUUUGGAUCGUGAACUCGAAGCCGUUGUCAUGGUUAUGGAAGCGUUCGAGGGUUUCGAGAAGAAAAUCGUCUACGACAUUGUUGGUCACAGCGGCGAGGGCUGGGAAAUACCCUUCGUUUGUGCUGGCAGUCCGCCGAAAACGGAUAAGGAACGUUUCGAGACCAUACGCAUGAUGCAUGCGCAUUCGCAGUUCUGUUGGUCCGGUGAUAGCACAGUCAAGGCUAUUAAAGAAGCCGUCAACACAUUGUCGAACGAGGAGUACGACAAUUCAAUCGUGGUCGUGCUUAGCGAUGCGAAUUUGUCACGUUACGGCAUACAACCCCGCGAACUGGCAAAGGCGCUUAUGAAUGGUGAGCCCAAGGUGAAAGCUCAUAUGCUAUUCAUUGGCAGUUUGGCAGAGGAGGCCGAUGAAAUAAAUGCACAAAUGCCGGCAGGUCACAGUUAUGUCUGCAUGGACUUGACGAAGUUGCCACAAAUUCUGAAGCAAAUCUUCACAUCCUCAUUGUUGUGAUAAAUUACUAUAGAAAAUUUCUAUAAACAUGUUUCUUUAGCAAAUAUUAGUGUAAGUCGAAAGUGGUUGAAAUUUUGUAGAAUGUGAUAUUUUCUGCAGUGUGUGUAUAUAUGUUUGUAUAUACUUGUACAAGAAAAGUGUUGUUAGUUGUACACAUAUAUUUAAUACUACUAUAAUAUUUGUUGAAAAUUGUGUUUAUUUUUUUAACCAGUGAGUGCAUUUAUAAAUCAUUGUUAGUAUAUUUGUAAGUAAAAAAUAGUUGUAUUGAAAAAAAAUUUAAAGCAAGCUUUAAAAAUUGAAACUUA